Messenger RNA from Sphenostylis stenocarpa, 771 nucleotides. Lineage: Eukaryota; Viridiplantae; Streptophyta; Magnoliopsida; Fabales; Fabaceae. The record is from the annotation of a GenBank genome assembly.
AUGAGCUACGCACAUUAUCAUAUGGGCUCUGGUAGUAGAACUGCUCGGAGAAGUUUGGAGUUUGGGAAAACACAUGUGGUGAGGCCAAAAGGAAAACACCAAGCCACUUUAGUUUGGCUGCAUGGCCUUGGUGACAAUGGUUUGAGCUCAUAUCAGCUGCUGGAAUCUCUUCCACUUCCAAAUAUAAAAUGGAUUUGCCCAACUGCUCCUACCCGCCCUGUAACCAUACUUGGUGGUUUUUCCUGCAGUGCAUGGUUUGACAUGGGAGAACUUUCAGAAGAUGGUCCACAUGAUUGGGAGGGUUUAGAUGCAUCAGCAGCACACAUUGCCAACUUGCUGUCAACAGAGCCAGCUGAUGUGAAAGUUGGAAUUGGAGGCUUCAGUAUGGGCGCUGCUGUAGCUCAAUAUUCUGCAACUUGUUUUGCAAUGGGAAGGUAUGGAAAUGGCAUUCCAUACCCUGUGAACUUAAGAGCAGUUGUUGGACUAAGUGGCUGGCUUCCAGGAUCAACGAGCUUAAGGAACAAAAUUGAAGUGUCACAUGAAGCUAGAAGAAGAGCUGCUUCAUUGCCUGUUUUGUUGAGCCAUGGAAUCAGUGAUGACGUAGUCCUCUACAAAUACGGAGAGAAAUCAGCUCAAUCCUUAAGUUCAGCAGGGUUUCGAUACAUUACAUUCAAAUCCUAUGAUGGGCUUGGUCAUUAUACUGUUCCUAGGGAGAUGGAUGAGGUCUGCAAUUGGCUUAACUCCAGGCUGGGGCUUGGGGGAUCCUCAUGA